AUGUCCUCGAAUCCCGUUGACACCCCUUCCGAUUCGCUGUCCCCCCCUGCGCCUCCGCCCACUAUUAAAGCAAACAUCCCGCGUUGCUUUUUUCUUUCACAUAUCCUUCCUACCUCUAUAAUGCCUAUGGCAGAUUAUCCCCAUCGCGAUCCUCGUUCGAAUAUCCUUCCUCGCAUUUCUCUAUCUGAUACCGGCAUGAAAGAUUCGAUGAACUACUUGGACACUUCGUCCUACGAUAUGUUGUCGCCAGAUUCUGAUCAGAUGAUGUUUCCUCUGGAAUUUGAAGAGGGCCCAUUGAUGAGCUCAUCCAUGGCUCCUUCAUGGGACUCCCCAAACAACUUUGCAUAUCAUCACCCAUUAUCCUCUCCUACAUCCGACCACACUUCCUCUCCACAUCGCCUCUCAGACUUUGAUAUACCAGACGCAUCACCCAGCAGCGCAUUCUAUGAUUCCGCAUUUGGACAGUUUGACGAUAUGCAUUCAAUGCUUGAUCUUGAUGGCGGCCAUUUGUCGCAUUGGCUAAACGAACCUGUACUCCAAUCACUGGAGUCUCCGACUUCUCCCAUACCAAUCCGUGGUGCUGUAUCUCAUCCACAAUCGCCACCCUCACUAUUUUCCUACCCUAGUCACAAUUACACCUUUACGCCCAACGCGUCCUUUUCGCCGUCAGAAUUUGCGCUACCGAGAUCGUUAUCGCCGGCCGACGGCUCUGAUGGUUAUCUCAGUUCACCGGGUCUUCGCGUGUCAUCCAUAUCACCUGCGGAGACUUCGCUGAGACCGCCCCCAUGGGCGACUCAAUUGUGGGAGCCGCCACAAUAUGAGGCAUCCACGUCGUCAGGGCGUGUCCAUCAGCCCCUAUCCGACCACCCUUACGGAGUCAAACGCCAACGCUACCAGCCAAGACGAGACAUGUCAGGCUUGGGUUUCCAGUCUUCUAGUGCUCCAAUGCAGAUGAACAUGCCGUCAAUGACGAGGAACUACAGUUCCCGUCGCGGCGAGUCUGUAAGCGUUAGCGAUGAUCGCGACGCAACUGUGCGCCGCAAGAAGCGGCUAUCGACUGAGGAACCUUCCAGGGAAGAGAAAUUAGCUGACUCUUCUCCUCUCAAGUCUGUCCUCAAGCAGCCGAAAUUGGCACCUAGAAGCUCAACUGUUGCACAGGCUGCUAAAGAAGCCGGUCAGGAGUAUGCGAACUUGACUCCAGAAGAGAAAGAGCCUUACAAGCGACGGUCUGCUGUUCUCAAAGAGGCUCGAGAGCGUGAAAACGCUGCGUACAUGAAGAGUCUCACUCCCGACGAUAUCAAGAGGGAGAACGCUUUCCGCACCGCACAACGGAAAGCGGGUCGUUCUAGGAAGAGUAACAUCAAGGAUCCGAAUGCGCCUAAGAAGCCUCUUAGCGCGUACUUCAUGUUCCUGCAGCGCAUUCGAUCCGAUCCUGCUCUAGUUAGGGAAAUUUUUGGUGACGAACAGGAGACGACUAAGCAAAGCGUCUUGGCCGCUGCCAAGUGGCGAUCGAUGACUGAUGAUGAGCGCAAGCCGUUCCUGGCACAAGCCGAGCAAGAGAAGCUCGAGUACGAGGCUGCACGGAGGAUGUACGAGGAAGGCACCACUGAUUUCGGCACAAGCAUUAAUUUCAGCAUCUUGCCCGGUGGCCCCGCUGAAAGUCCUUUCCGUGCCUUGCGAGCGAUCAAGACAGAACCAUUCAGUUCGGAAAGCGAGAGCGAUGGAGUCGCGGCUGAUGACAGCGUCAGUCGGUAUACUCGUCUAUGA
This is a messenger RNA of Suillus paluster, 1767 nucleotides long. RefSeq lists its product as uncharacterized. NCBI's taxonomy places the organism in Eukaryota, Fungi, Basidiomycota, Agaricomycetes, Boletales, Suillaceae. The transcript is spliced from 5 exons. The record is from RefSeq and is a predicted model, not a curated record. The coding region runs from base 1 to 1767 and encodes 588 amino acids.